Messenger RNA from Spinacia oleracea (spinach), 504 nucleotides. RefSeq lists its product as uncharacterized. Gene Ontology annotation, molecular function: nucleic acid binding; zinc ion binding. The record is from RefSeq and is a predicted model, not a curated record. NCBI's taxonomy places the organism in Eukaryota, Viridiplantae, Streptophyta, Magnoliopsida, Caryophyllales, Amaranthaceae. The transcript is spliced from 2 exons. The coding region runs from base 31 to 432 and encodes 133 amino acids.
AGUCGGCUGGAUCAGCAAUUUUCUCAGGAAAUGGCUAUAGACACCAUCCUCCAUUCUCUUCAUAGCGGGUAUGAUCAGUUCAAACUGAACUACAGUAUGAAUAGUCUGGACAAAACGCUCACUGAGCUUCACGGUAUGCUGAAGACCGCUGAAAAGACGCUCAAAAGUGAUAAGCAGGAUGUGCUUAUGGUGCGUGGGGGCAAGUUCAAGAAAUCUGGAAAGAAGAGGAAUGCUAAGAAAGGUGGCAACAAGGCCAGCCCAACUAAGCAAACUGGCGCCAAAUCUGUAAAGAGGAAGGUCAGUCAACCCACUUCUGAAUCCGAAUGCUUCUACUGCAAGAAGAAGGGGCAUUGGAAGAGAGAUUGCUUGAAGCUAAAGGAAGAUCAGAAGAACGGAACAGUCGUUCCAUCUUCAGGGACUAAGAAUAAGUAGAAAGUUAAGCAAGGGUGAAGUCGACCUACGAGUGGGAAAUGGAGCACGGAUUGCUGCAUUAGCUGUAGGAAC